AUGUUGAACCAAAAUCCGGGGUUAAAGGAUAUCGCCUAUAGCAUUACAGGAGGUGCUAUCAAAGCACAAGGGUACUGGAUGCCAUAUGCUUGUGCCAAAGCAGUAUGCGCAACUUUCUGUUACCAGAUCGCUGGAGCACUGAUACCCUUGUUUGGGCCCGACUUCCCAUCAGAAUGCAUCUCGCCUGGCGAGCCACGAUACGGCAUCAUGAUCAUCAAGCCAGAGCUGAUAAGCGAUACAAUGAGGAAAGCACAAGAGCUGUAUCACAGAUACGGCAACUGGGGCGGGGGUUGCACUUCAUCACCGCCUGCCAGACGUCCGCUUCGGACUGUCUCCUCUCGGCCUGAAGAACGUCAUCACUAUCAGCCUUACCCCAACCAAGAUCACCGAGACCGCCAACAGCAACAGCAAAGGGUAGGGCGUUCUAGAAGAGGCUUCUUUGAAGAGAGCUCUUGCGUAGAUAAUAGGCCGCAGCUGCGUGGUAUCUCGGCGCCGAUGACACCAGCUAACGAGUGGGCAUCACACCCGCCGCGGUCAAGUGCCGGACCUUGUCCUGCUAUUUCGACAUCGACACACCCCUCUUUCUCGUAUCCUGAAAGGACACCUCACCGUUCAGCAUGGACAGCGGUAAACCACCAACCCCCAAGCAACUCCCUCGAUCGGUAUUCACUCAAGCGCCCACUUCCCUCGAGUGAGCCUGACGAGUCAGUAUUGCAUUCGGAUUGGUCACCCCGUAGCCAAGCUCCCAACCCAUGGCUUACUGCCAUUCCACGCUCUCCUCAGAGAACAUCCUCCUCCCCGUGGACUUCUCAACCAGGCAGCGCCAACAGGAGCAGAGCCGGCAGCAUCAGCAGCAUGGCCAGUCAACACCCACAGGGCUUGCCAUCUCCUUCUUCAAUCUUACCCUCGCCCUCAUCUUCCAUGAUAUCACUUGCAUCAUCUAACGCUUCAAGCCCGAGACCUCAGCUACCCCCCAUCUCCAAACUCUGCUCACUGUCCGCGACUGGUCGGCGAAGGCUUCCUAAUGGGAGGCCUUCCCGAGUAGGAGGUGAGGAGACCACCCAUGCUCGUGACGGACACACCCGCGGCGUUUAUCAAUUCUCCGCUGGAUACCAAAGAGCACUCACUCCCCCUUCAACAACACCAGUGAUGGAUUGGAGGAGCCAAAGGAGGCCAGCCCUACAGCACCAGCAUGAGCAUGAGCACAUACAAGACAGCCAACAACCAAGACGGAUAGCAGUAGAGGCAAACAUGGAUGGUGGCGACGACAACGAAGCAAAUUCCGCACACCCACCACUAUCUAGGACUCCUUCCUCAACUUCCAUUGUUACCGCAAACACAAGCAAUAGCAACAGCAACAUCAAUCGUACUGCCAGUGGUGGUCGUGAUGACGGGCAAACGAGCCUCGCUGCUCGCAAGACAGCGGCUUUGACACUGUUGCAUUUGAGGCAGCAGGAGGAAGAAAAGGAGGCUGCUGCUGCUGCUGCUGCUGCUGCUUACUCCUCUACCAAACGAACAGAGUCCCCUUCAUCUUCUCUGUCAUCACCCGUCUCUCCCCCACCCACUUCUGGGCAACCAUCGCCUACAUUAUCUGCUAUGGCCACUACAACUACUUCGAGAGGAGAUACUGCCGCUACUACUGCUACUACUACUGCUACUACUACUGCUAUUACUGAUACUACCGAGCCAUCGGCACCACCUCCCUCGCCCAGUAGUCAUUACCUAGGUUCACCUAGUUCUAUUGCUUCAUCUUCUUCUCCUUCUUCACAAUGUGGUAGUACUAGGGAGAACUCCGUCGUUGCAAAUGAGAGGCCUAGGUAUGAUGGGCAAGAUGCUGGUGCUGAUGCUGCUGGUCCGCGUCACUGCGAUGGCGAUGCUGAUGAUGAGGAUGAUUACGAGCACGAGCAACACAGGAGGAAGAGGAGACGGUUGUUAGUCAUCGGGAGGGCAAAGUCGUUCUAG
This is a messenger RNA of Neurospora tetraspora, 1962 nucleotides long. RefSeq lists its product as uncharacterized. Bases 1 to 1962 code for a protein of 653 amino acids. Gene Ontology annotation, molecular function: DNA binding. The transcript is spliced from 2 exons. Lineage: Eukaryota; Fungi; Ascomycota; Sordariomycetes; Sordariales; Sordariaceae. The record is from RefSeq and is a predicted model, not a curated record.